This is a messenger RNA of Penicillium paradoxum, 909 nucleotides long. Its product is annotated as PIG-L family deacetylase. Gene Ontology annotation, molecular function: N-acetylglucosaminylphosphatidylinositol deacetylase activity. The transcript has a single exon. Lineage: Eukaryota; Fungi; Ascomycota; Eurotiomycetes; Eurotiales; Aspergillaceae. Bases 1 to 909 code for a protein of 302 amino acids. Gene Ontology annotation, cellular component: endoplasmic reticulum. Gene Ontology annotation, biological process: GPI anchor biosynthetic process. The record is from RefSeq and is a predicted model, not a curated record.
AUGUCCUCCUUCAAUUGGGGCGCCUUAGCGGUCGCCAUAGGCGCAGUCUUCGUUUUCUGGUCCUUCUCCUCAACCACCUCCUCACCCUUCACGCGAUCCUUCCCCCGCCUCCAAAACAAGCGCAUCUGCCUCCUAAUCGCCCACCCGGACGACGAAGCCAUGUUCUUCGCCCCAACAGUCCUAGCCCUCACCCGCCCCGAGCUCGGCAACCACCUCAAGAUCCUCUGCCUCAGCACCGGCGACGCCGACGGCCUCGGCGAAACGCGCAAACAAGAGCUCCAAAAAGCCGCCAAGCAGCUCGGACUGCGCAGCGACUCAGACGUCUUCAUCGUCGACGAUCCCUCCCGCUUCCCCGACGGCAUGGACAAGGACUGGGACGAGGAUCAGAUCUCGGCAUUGCUGGCUUCGGCGUUCGCGCCGGAAAUGGCGCAGAGGAAAGGUGGCAAGAUUGAUAAGGCGCCUACUGCGACGAUCGAUGUCAUUCUUACUUUCGAUCAAUAUGGUGUCAGUAACCAUCCCAAUCAUCGCUCGCUGUAUCAUGGUGCGGUGAACUUUAUUCGCGCGCUCAUGAAGGAGAAGGCGGGUUUCACUUGUCCUGUUACGCUGUAUACUUUGACUACGACCUCGAUCUUCCGCAAGUAUGCGGGUGUGCUUGAUGCGCCGCUUUCUAUGUUUCUGGGUGUGUGGGGUAAUCUUGUUGGUGGGUUGACGGGGUCGAAGCAGAAGAAUGCGGCGGCCGCUGGGUCUGGUCCUGCGCGCCUGUUAUUUGUUAGCUCGGUAAAUGAUUGGUUGACUGCGCAGUCUGCUAUGGUGAUUUGCCAUAAGAGUCAGAUGGUUUGGUUCCGCUGGGGAUGGAUCACCAUUGGGAGGUAUAUGACUGUUAAUGAUCUCAAACGCGAGAAGGUCUAA